This is a messenger RNA of Neodiprion virginianus, 2517 nucleotides long. RefSeq names its product ATP-binding cassette sub-family F member 3. The transcript has 9 exons. The record is from RefSeq and is a predicted model, not a curated record. Lineage: Eukaryota; Metazoa; Arthropoda; Insecta; Hymenoptera; Diprionidae. Gene Ontology annotation, molecular function: ATP hydrolysis activity; ATP binding. The coding region runs from base 136 to 2310 and encodes 724 amino acids.
AGUCCCAAAAUUUAAAAUGGCGUGAACAUGUGUUCGCGAGUUUGAUGGUGCUACCCUUUUGUCGGUUUUUUGAUAUAACGUUAGAGUUAAAUAAUUUAUUAAGACAACGCGGGGAAGAAAUAUAAACCGAUCACCAUGGCUGCUUGUGGCGAUUAUAUCAGGACUGAAUUUCCCUCUAUAGAUGACGAUUUGUAUAAGUAUGUCGAAGGCAUUCUUGACAGUUCUCGAGAUGACUUUGAGGAUGGAGACGAGGUUUACGAAGCUAUUGGUGAGGUUUUGCACGAGGUAGCUGAUAAGCCUGAGAAAGAGGUUAGGAAAAUAUGCAGGAGACUAUUGGCAAUGUUGAAAGGGACUCCAGAUGGGGAAUUACAUGUUGGAAAUGACAAACGUAACAAUGGCGUGAACAAAGUAUUAAAUGCUCCGGUUAAUUUAGGAGCAAUGGCUGCAACCCUUGAGGAUCAAGUUGAAGAUAUCAAAAGUAUUUGGGUUACAACCAGGGAUGACGGAUCGAAAGUGGAUGCUAAAAAGUUGGAAAAGGCAGAAGCAAAACUGCAACAAAAACUUGAGAAACGAGUUGGUGGUGAUUCAGGAUCGGUAAAUCGAAAUGUCAACGCGACAGUUGCGUUGGAAACUGCCAGUGCUAGUCAAAUGACCAGUAAAAAAGACAGUCGAAUGGAGGGUAAAGGUGGGGUCAAUAGAACACAGGAUAUCCGAAUAGAGAACUUUGACGUGGCGUAUGGCGACCGAGUCCUACUGCAGGGUGCUGAUCUAACGCUUGCAUUUGGCAGGCGAUAUGGUCUUGUUGGUAGGAAUGGUCUCGGAAAAACAACUCUGCUUAGAAUGAUAUCCAGCAAACAGUUACGGAUUCCUACACAUGUACGAGUUCUUCAUGUAGAGCAAGAGGUCGCGAGUGACGAUACGUCAGCGCUACAUUCCGUGUUAGAAUGUGACCAUGAGCGCAGUGAGCUGCUUAGCCGCGAAGCUGACCUCCAGUCAGCUCUGGAUCAGGGGGGAGGAGAUUCUAUUGGUGAAGAAUUGGCGCGCGUUUAUGAAGCUAUGAGGUUAGCAGAAGUAGAUAAGGCUCCUGCGAAGGCAAGCGCCAUUCUUUCGGGUCUCGGUUUCUCUGUUGAGAGGCAGGCAUGGCCCACUAAAUCUUUUUCUGGUGGAUGGCGCAUGCGCUUGGCCUUGGCUAGGGCUCUAUUCUCAAGACCCGAUCUUCUGCUCCUCGACGAACCCACCAACAUGCUUGACAUAAAAGCCAUUCUCUGGCUUGAGAAGUAUUUGCAAUCCUGGCCCACAACUCUUUUGGUCGUUUCUCACGACCGAAAUUUUUUGGACACAGUACCGACAGAUAUCCUGUAUCUUAAAGCACAAAAAAUUGAAGCUUAUAGAGGAAAUUAUGAUCAAUUUGCAAGGACAAAAGGUGAACGAGAGCGAAAUCAACAGAGAGAAUUUGAGGCACAACAAGCUAAAAGAGCCCAUGUACAAGAAUUCAUUGAUCGUUUUCGUUAUAAUGCCAAUCGUGCAUCCAGUGUUCAAAGCAAGAUCAAGAUGCUGGAGAAGUUACCUGAGUUGAAACCAAUGGAGAAAGAGGGAGAAGUUACGCUUCGUUUCCCAGAAGUGGAGGCCCUUAGUCCUCCAAUUCUCCAGUUGAACGAAGUUUCGUUCCGAUACGACAGCAGCGGAAGCAAUGCCGAUUUCUUAUUCACUGGUGUAAAUCUCACAGCCACUUUGCAGUCGCGCAUCUGUAUAGUGGGAGAAAACGGAGCAGGAAAGACGACGCUUCUCAAAAUAAUUACAGGGAAAUUAAGCCCGACACGUGGCACAGUACAUCUUCAUAGAAACUUGAAAUUUGGAUAUUUCAGUCAACAUCACGUGGACCAACUAGAUAUGCGUGUCUGUCCUGUCGAACUACUACAAAAUCACUUCCCAGGGAAACCAAUGGAAGAAUAUAGACGAAUGUUGGGCAGUUUUGGAGUCAGUGGAGACUUGGCAUUGCAAACGAUAAACUCACUGUCCGGAGGUCAGAAAUCAAGAGUGGCUCUGGCUCUGAUGUGCGCAGCAAUGCCGAAUUUCUUGGUACUUGACGAGCCCACAAAUCAUUUGGAUAUUGAGUCUAUCGAAGCUCUUGGGAAAGCACUUGAGGUUUAUCAAGGUGGCGUUAUAUUGGUAUCGCAUGACGAACGUCUUAUCCGUAUGGUAUGCCACGAGCUAUGGGUGUGCGGUGAUGGUGGUGUGCGAUGCAUUGAAGGUGGCUUCGAUGAAUACCGCAGAAUUAUAGAAAAAGAACUUGAGGCACAAAAGUCGUGAUUGGUUGACCAUUUUUACGACUAAUCACUCGUGCCAACCAAAAACCAACGCACUUUUCAAUCUUCGAUUCCGUGAUUAAUCUUUCUCAUUGGUUGUUGAAGUUAUUUUUCAUUGGUGAUAAAAUGAACAGAAUUACAGACAACAGUUCUGCAUAGAACCUGUGUAAAAAGCAACACUUGAUUAUGAAAAUUCCCUAAAUGAAUUCGA